AUGAGGGAGUAUGAGGCAAGGAAGGCUAGAUCUAGAGAUGAUCUAGGGCCAAAUUGGGGAGCGAACCUGCAUCCCCCAGCUGAGGACCACACAGCCAGCCUCCUCCAGCCGAAAGCCUGCCAGAUCCUCAUCACUGGGUUUCACCAACAUAGUGGAUGUUUCCCCUUCCAGAACAAAAAGGAGCGACAGUCCCUUGCAGCUCUUUCUAUAGGCAUCAAAAAGGCUCUGAAGAGUGAGCACGCCACAGCACUGCCCGACUCUGUGCCCUGCAGUCAGCCAGGCAACCCUGCUUGGUCUCUUCUGCUUGCCCGGACCGGGCACCUAAGCCAUACUCUGUUCAGAGAGGCCUUGAGAUCCAGCGUGAUUGCGCCGACACUGCUCUGUGGCUUUCUCUGCUUGGUGUGGGUUGCUGCUGCGGUUCCAGAAGAGAGCAGAAGGAUGGCUGCUAGUGGAGCCAGAAGCCAGGAGGGCCGUCGGAAGCAUGCCUUCGUGCCAGAGGCAUUUGAUGGAGCCAAUGUAGCCCCACACCUUUGGCUGCACCGCUUGGAGGUCAUCAAUGACCUCAACCAUUGGGACUAUGACACCAAGAUGAGGUUCCUGAAAGAAUCCCUCAGGGGAAAUGCCCUGGAGGCCUACCGUGGACUCGGUGCCAAGGAGCAGGGAGACUAUGAGACUGUGAAAGAGAUGCUCCUGCGGGGCUUCGGGGGUUCCGCGGCUGCCCACAGCCACCUGCCCAAGGAGAUCGUCUUUGCCUUCAGCAUGGGUAAGGGCUACUACCUCAAGGGGAAGAUUGGCCAUGUGCCUGUGAGGUUCCUGGUGGAUUCCGGGGCCCAGGUCUCUGUGGUCCACCCUAGCCUGUGGGAGGAGGUCACCGAUGGUGACUUGGACACCCUGCGACCCUUUGAGAAUGUGGUAAAAGUGGCCAAUGGGGCUGAAAUGAAGAUCCUGGGUGUGUGGGAUACAGUGGUGUCCCUGGGCAAGCUCAAGUUGAAGGCAGAGUUCCUGGUGGCCAACGCCAGUGCCGAGGAGGCCAUCAUUGGUACUGACGUGCUCCAGGACCACAACGCUGUCCUGGACUUCGAGCACCGCACAUGUACCCUGAAAGGAAAGAAGUUCCGUCUUCUGCCUGUUGGAGGGUCCCUGGAAGAUGAGUUUGACCUGGAGCUCAUAGAGGAGGAGUCCUCAGAGGAGGGGGGCCAGCAGCUCUCCUAUUGA
Molecule: messenger RNA, 1215 nt
Organism: Talpa occidentalis (Iberian mole)
Lineage: Eukaryota; Metazoa; Chordata; Mammalia; Eulipotyphla; Talpidae
Gene: ASPRV1
Product: aspartic peptidase retroviral like 1
Biological process (GO): proteolysis
Cellular component (GO): membrane
Molecular function (GO): aspartic-type endopeptidase activity
Source: RefSeq, a predicted model, not a curated record